Molecule: messenger RNA, 1504 nt
Organism: Striga asiatica
Lineage: Eukaryota; Viridiplantae; Streptophyta; Magnoliopsida; Lamiales; Orobanchaceae
Source: the annotation of a GenBank genome assembly
GUUUUAAGAGGGACGAAAAAAAAAAGAAAAAAAUAAAGAGACAAAAGAGGCCCAUAAAUCCAGUCCAUCCCUUCUGCAAGAAUAUCGAACGUGGUAUUUUCACAUAUAAAUAUCGCGUGGACAGCACUCUAUAAAGACAGGAUUAGAGUUGGUUCAUGGGAAAUGGCGGAUUCUACUAGAACAUCAUCAUCAGCCACAACUACAAUUACUGCACUUGAUUAUCUGCUUGAGGCCAUAAAUAUCUGCCCUUUCCCAUUUGCCCCACCGCGUCAUUUUCCCCAUUUUUCUUCAAUUUUUUCCUUCUAGCCAUGCUUAAUCGGGAUCUUAUUGGGUUGAAAAAGAAUCCCUUUUGAUAAAGAUUCAAGCUUUUUUUUUUUAAGUUCAUAGUUUAUUUUAUUAAUUUUCUGUUGUGGGCAACAGAUAAUAUUUUUUAUAUACAUCUUUGAAAUUAAAGAAAUGGCUGUGGCUAUGGCUUCUAUUGGGAGUAAUUUUGGGCUCUGUAGCAGUUUGAAGCCUAUUGAGAAGCAGUCCUAUUCAAAGGCUGCUCCUUUCAUAUGCUCUUUUGGCUUUGAAUCAGUUCAGUUAUCUUGCAUUGCCUCUAGAAAAAGCUUAUCAUCGCCCACGAGUCGAUUCAUACCGAAAGCAUCACCGGCUACUGCCGUGGAGGAUGGGAGUUCUCAGGAGACUGAUGUGGUCCCCACACCCAAAGUUAUAAUCGAUCAGGAUUCAGAUCCAAAUGCCACCAUUGUUGAGAUCACCUUCGGGGAUCGUCUUGGGGCUCUUGUGGACACAAUGAAUGCUUUAAAAAACCUCGGGCUGAAUGUCAUUAAGGCAAAUGUGUAUCUCGAUUCUUCUGGCAAACACAACAAGUUUGCUAUAACUAAAGCUUCAACAGGAAGGAAGGUUGAUGAACCAGAGUUGCUCGAGGCCAUUCGUUUGACAAUUAUCAACAACAUGCUCGAAUAUCAUCCGGAGUCAAGUGCUCAGUUAGCAAUGGGGGCUGCAUUUGGUGUGACACCACCAAGUGAAAAGGUUGAUGUGGAUAUAGCAACACAUAUUCAUGUUUAUGACGAUGGUCCAGAGCAAAGCUUGCUGUCAGUGGAGACAGCCGAUCGUCCAGGUUUACUGGUGGAUCUCGUGAAGAUCAUAACCGACAUAAAUGUUACUGUUAAAUCUGGCGAGUUCGAUACCGAGGGCUUGCUGGCUAAGGCGAAAUUCCAUGUAAGCUACAGGGGUAAAGCCAUCAUCAAACCUCUUCAACAGGUUCUUGCAAACAGUUUGCGAUACUACUUGAGGAGACCGACUACAGAAGAAGCAAGUUUUUAGAUACUUCGAAUGGAUCUUAUAGCAUAUCAGACACCUUUUUUUUUCCCAAUACUGCUGUUGAAAGCAACAAACACACUUUGUGCUAUACUUGAUUUUAAUCACUGUAACAAUAUCUGCAAAAUGGUCAUCUUACCUGCACUAUGGCUAGAAAAGUGUCCUUACUAUUCCUUUUCUUNUU